This is a messenger RNA of Cladophialophora psammophila CBS 110553, 1293 nucleotides long. RefSeq lists its product as uncharacterized. NCBI's taxonomy places the organism in Eukaryota, Fungi, Ascomycota, Eurotiomycetes, Chaetothyriales, Herpotrichiellaceae. The record is from RefSeq and is a predicted model, not a curated record. The transcript has a single exon. Gene Ontology annotation, molecular function: oxidoreductase activity. Bases 573 to 1151 code for a protein of 192 amino acids.
UCUGCCAAGAGACAGGCUCCUGUCCAUGAAUUGAACGAAAAUGCCACGGCAGACAAUGGUUGGAUUGCCCUCAACGGAACGGUUUGGGAUUUCUCAAAUUUUGCCGCUCAGCACCCAGGCGGCGGAGAGGUCAUCGUCCAACACCAGGGAAGGACAGCAGCGACGUAUAUAAGGACCUUCACAGUCCAGCGCUUGUACAGCGACGUUUUGGGGAGCAGAGAAGAAUAGGGAACACUCGGGACAAGCGGGCUCGGCGACGGACCAGACAAACAAGGAGGGUUCGAACAAGCGGCAGCAUAACUCGCUGCCUCCGCUAGAGUCAAUCACCAGUCUCAACCACUUCGAAGCAGCCGCAUCGCCAGCACUCACGAGAAAAGCACUUUUAUAUCUUUCGGGCGCCACCAAAGAUGGAAUUACAGAGCAAGCGAACCGAAAAGUGUACAAUCGGGUUCUGUUCCGUCCGCACGUCUUACAAGGCGUCGGAACAGUGAACACGAGCACGCAGUUUCUCGAUCUCACACUUUCAUGUCCUAUAAUGGUGGCACCUUCAUCGUCGAACCAGCUAUCUCACCAUGACGGUGAGAUUGCGAUUGCGCGGGUAUCCCAACGUUUUGGCGUCCUUCCCAUUGCACCGUCUGUGGGAUCAUUUUUCGCUUUUCGAAAUAUUUGAGGCCCUCGAUUGCAGUCAUCCUUUCUUCUUUCAAUUAUACGUCAAUCGCAACCGUCGCAAAGUAACUCGUAUCUUGGACGAAGCACGUCGACUUGGAGCUCGAGCAAUCAUGGUGAUGUCCGACUUACGCGCGAUCAGUAAGAGAGAGUCUGUGAAAGAGUCCUCGACCUUAACCUUGAUCAGUAAGGACCAUGAGUUAGAAGUCAAUACAUCAGGCCUAGGUUCGGGUUCGCUUUUAAGUUCAGAAUUGGUCCGUCAAGCUACACAUCCGCCAGUGAAUAAUGUUAUCGACCCCGACCUCAACUGGGCGGACAUCCAAUGGGUUGCGCGCCACACGGGACUCCCAGUCUUUGUUAAAAGAUAUUCAGCGGGCGCAAGAUGCCAAGGUGGCUGCGGACAUCGGAUGUGCGGGCAUCUAUCUCUCGAAUCAUGGAGGACGGGCCCUGGACACCGCACCGCUCGCGCUUCUCGUGCUUCUUGAGAUCCAGAAGACAUGUCCCGAGAUUUUGACCCAAAUGGAGGUCAUCACUGAUGGUGGCAUUCAACGAGGAAUGGAUGUUUUGAAAGCCAUCUGCCUAGGUGCUCGUGCUGUUUGUGUAGGGUGUCCUUGUCUAUGGACCAUG